Molecule: messenger RNA, 3875 nt
Organism: Jatropha curcas
Lineage: Eukaryota; Viridiplantae; Streptophyta; Magnoliopsida; Malpighiales; Euphorbiaceae
Product: importin beta-like SAD2
Biological process (GO): protein import into nucleus
Cellular component (GO): cytosol; nuclear envelope
Molecular function (GO): small GTPase binding
Source: RefSeq, a predicted model, not a curated record
AUACUCUGCGCUUACUAGCUAUCUCUCUCCGCAACCCUCACUCUCUCUCCCCUAUAUUUUCUCUUUCUAAACCCUUAUAGACGCCAUUUUAUUGGCGUUGAGCACCAUCCAGGGUUUAGAUAGCUGUUCAACGUCAAUCUCUAUUCUCGAAUUUCGAGUUUCGAGUUCAAUUAUCUGCCUUUUUAGUUGAUAUACUUUGUUUGAUAUCCCAAAAAUGGAUCUCCCUAGCCUAGCUGUUAUCCUCCAAGCUGCUCUAAGUCCCAAUCCUGAUGAACGCAAAGCUGCUGAGCAAAGCCUCAAUCAGUUCCAGUACACGCCUCAGCAUCUGGUGAGGUUGUUGCAGAUCAUCGUCGAUAAUAAUUGUGAUAUUGCUGUGCGGCAAGUUGCUAGUAUUCAUUUCAAGAACUUUAUUGCGAAGAACUGGGAACCUCAUGAUCCUGAUGAGCAAUCAAAGAUAUCACAGAGUGAUAAAGGCAUGGUGAGGGAUCACAUCCUUGUGUUUGUUGUGCAGGUUCCUCCUUUGUUGAGGGUACAGUUGGGCGAAUGCCUGAAGACAAUUAUCCAUGCUGAUUAUCCAGAGCAGUGGCCACGUCUCUUGGAUUGGAUCAAACUUAAUUUACAAGAUCAGCAAGUUUAUGGAGCUUUGUUUGUGUUGCGCAUUCUUUCUAGAAAAUACGAGUUCAAGUCAGAUGAGGAGAGGACCCCUGUUCAACGCAUUGUUGAGGAGACAUUCCCGCAUCUUCUCAAUAUUUUCAACAGGCUUGUCCAGAUUGCAAACCCAUCAUUGGAAGUAGCAGAUUUGAUCAAACUUAUUUGUAAAAUAUUCUGGUCAUCUAUAUACUUGGAGAUUCCAAAGCAGCUAUUUGAUCCAAAUGUCUUCAAUGCUUGGAUGAUUCUUUUCUUAAAUAUUUUGGAGAGACCUGUUCCUGUAGAGGGUCAGCCUGUAGAUCCUGAGCUAAGGAAGUCAUGGGGCUGGUGGAAGGUGAAGAAGUGGACAGUUCACAUCUUGAACAGGCUGUACACGCGGUUUGGAGAUUUGAAACUUCAAAACCAGGAAAACAGAGCUUUUGCCCAAAUGUUGCAGAAGAAUUAUGCGGGAAAGAUUUUGGAGUGCCACUUGAAUCUGCUGAAUGUGGUACGUGUUGGUGGUUAUUUGCCUGACAGAGUUACCAACCUAAUUCUUCAGUAUCUAAGCAAUAGUAUCUCAAAGAAUAGCAUGUACACUCUCCUGCAACCUCGUCUUGAUGUCCUUCUUUUCGAAAUAGUUUUUCCUCUUAUGUGCUUCAGUGACAAUGAUCAAAAGCUUUGGGAUGAAGACCCCCAUGAAUAUGUUAGGAAGGGUUAUGAUAUUAUCGAGGAUUUGUACAGUCCUAGGACUGCUUCUAUGGACUUCGUCAGUGAAUUGGUUAGAAAACGUGGGAAGGAGAACCUUCAGAAGUUUCUUCAAUUCAUCGUGGAAAUUUUUAAGAGGUAUGAUGAAGUACCAUUGGAAUAUAAGCCCUAUCGACAAAAAGAUGGUGCCCUACUUGCUAUUGGUGCACUUUGUGAUAAACUGAAACAAACUGAACCCUACAAAUCUGAACUGGAACGUAUGUUAGUUCAACAUGUUUUCCCUGAGUUUAGCAGUCCUGUUGGUCAUCUUAGAGCAAAGGCAGCUUGGGUUGCGGGACAAUAUGCCAACAUUAACUUCUCAGACCAGAACAAUUUCCGUAAAGCCUUGCACAGUGUUGUUUCUGGGUUACGUGAUCCAGAGCUUCCUGUUCGUGUUGAUUCAGUUUUUGCAUUGCGAAGCUUCGUUGAAGCGUGUAAGGACUUAAAUGAAAUACGCCCCAUUCUUCCUCAACUACUUGAUGAGUUCUUUAAACUAAUGAAUGAGGUAGAAAAUGAAGACCUCGUUUUUACUCUGGAAACUAUAGUGGACAAAUUUGGAGAGGAGAUGGCACCCUAUGCUCUAGGUUUAUGCCAGAAUUUGGCAGCUGCAUUUUGGAGGUGUAUGAACACUGCUGAAGCUGACGAUGAAGCUGACGAUCCUGGUGCUUUGGCAGCUGUUGGUUGUUUACGAGCUAUAAGCACAAUUCUAGAAUCAAUUAGCAGGCUUCCUCACCUUUUCAUCCAGAUUGAGCCAACUUUACUUCCUAUAAUGCGCAGAAUGUUAACAACUGAUGGUCAAGAGGUUUUCGAAGAAGUUCUGGAGAUUGUUUCAUACAUGACCUUUUUCUCGCCAACAAUAUCUCUGGAUAUGUGGAGCCUUUGGCCGUUAAUGAUGGAAGCACUGUCAGAUUGGGCUAUUGAUUUCUUUCCGAAUAUUCUGGUUCCUUUGGACAACUACAUAUCAAGAGGAACUGAACAUUUCCUUGCAUGCAAAGAUCCAGAUUACCAACAGAGCCUUUGGACUAUGAUUUCAUCCAUCAUGGCAGAUAGAAAUUUGGAGGACAAUGAUAUUGAGCCGGCACCAAAGCUGAUUGAGGUGGUUUUCCAGAACUGUAAAGGCCAGGUGGAUCACUGGGUUGAGCCUUAUCUAAGAAUCACUGUUGAGCGGUUGCAAAGAGCAGAGAAAUCAUAUUUGAAAUGCCUUCUCAUUCAAGUGAUUGCAGAUGCCCUUUACUACAAUGCAGCUUUGACGCUAAGCAUAUUGCAAAAACUUGGUGUUGCCACUGAGAUCUUUAACCUUUGGUUCCAGAUGUUGCAACAAGUGAAAAAGAGUGGUGCACGGGCUAAUUUUAAAAGGGAGCAUGACAAAAAAGUUUGUUGCUUGGGUUUGACAUCACUACUUGUGCUUCCUGCGAAUCAAUUACCAGGAGAAGCCUUGGAGCGUGUUUUCAGGACCACUCUUGAUCUCCUGGUUGCAUACAAGGAACAAGUUGCAGAAGCUGCAAAGGAGGAAGAAGUCGAAGAUGAUGAUGAUAUGGAUGGUUUUCAAACUGAUGAUGAAUAUGAUGAUGGGUCUGACAAAGACAUGGGAGUUGAUGCUGAGGAUGGGGAUGAAGCUGACAGCAUUAAACUUCAAAAGCUAGCUGCACAGGCAAAGGCUUUCCGACCACAUGAUGAGGACGAUGAUGACUCAGAUGAUGACUACAGUGACGACGAAGAGUUGCAAUCACCAAUUGAUGAUGUGGAUCCUUUCAUUUUCUUUGUGGACACCAUCAAUGUCAUGCGAGCAUCAGAUCAAUUGAGGUUCCAGAAUCUUACACAGACGCUGGACUUUCAUCACCAAGCAAUUGCAAAUGGUGUUGCCGAUCAUGCUGAAAAAAGAAGAGCAGAGAUCGAAAAGGAAAAAAUGGAAAAGGCAUCGGCUGCUGCUGCAUCAUAAACUUAAGCCUUGUAUACAAUGUGGCUCAAGUUUGUAUUGGUUUCUCGUUAAUCGCAUAUUCGUUCAUCUGGGGGAAUAUUCCAUAAGGAUGAGAGAGUCAUUGCCAGUCUAUUUGAAGCAUUUGGUUGGUUCAAUGGUCAUGUAGAUCAUCAGUCGGCCCUGAACCACUUUCAGGUUCAGAUUAUCAGUGCAUUGCAUGCCUGAGUUCCCAUUUGCCUUGUAUGGUUUCUUGGGGGGGAAGGGGUAUUCUUUGUUCGGUGAGUGUCCAAUUCUAUAUCAGAAUAGGCCCACCUCAUGGUGUUUGUAUUUCCAUUUUCUUUUCUUUUUUUUUUUUAAACUUAUUUUUUAUACUUUGAAAAUUAUUUUUGUGGGGAUCUGGUGCUGUGUUAGUUGCCAUGUCUUGCCUCCUGGUGGAUAUUGGCAUUUGAUCCCUUAGGACAUCCUUUUUUUUGUUUGGAGAUUUUCCGGCGCAUAGUCAAGCAAGUUGAUAUGGAUGGAAAUCGUUAGGGGUGCUGAUGGCUGUAAUGAUAAUUUUUGGUCAAGAGGUAGCAAAUAUUCUUUUUUU